Molecule: messenger RNA, 2464 nt
Organism: Penaeus monodon (black tiger shrimp)
Lineage: Eukaryota; Metazoa; Arthropoda; Malacostraca; Decapoda; Penaeidae
Product: glypican-4-like
Biological process (GO): regulation of signal transduction; regulation of protein localization to membrane; cell migration
Cellular component (GO): synapse; plasma membrane; extracellular region
Source: RefSeq, a predicted model, not a curated record
GAGACCACCUGAAGAUGUGUCGCGGGGCGAGCACAUGCUGCACCGAAGUCAUGGAGCGGAAGCUGAGCAUCGAGAGCCGCCAGGAGUUCGACACGAGCCUCAAAAACCUUCUGAACCCGAUGGCCAACCUCCUCGCCAAGAAAAACGCAAAAUUCGAUGAACUUUUCCGGAAACUCCUGAACUACAGCCGGAAGAAUUUUGAUGAUAUGUUCCAGAAGACUUAUGGAAUCCUGUACAAGCAGAAUGCGUUUGUUUUUACUGGACUCUAUGACAAUUUGGAGAAUUACUAUAAUUCUGGGAAAAUAAACCUACAGGAUGCAAUGGAUGCAUUCUUCAAAGAGCUUUACCAGCGCAUGUUCACUGUCUUUAAUUCACAAUAUACAUUCAAUGCAAAGUAUUUACGAUGUGUAACACGUCAUAUGGAAGAACUUCAGCCAUUUGGUGAUGUCCCACAGAAGCUGACUACACAAAUUAAACGAAGCUUUGUUGCUCUUCGAACUUUUGUUCAGGGACUUGCCACAGGGAGAGAUGUUGUGCGAAAUGUCCUCAAGGUGAAUCCAAGUGUGAGCUGUGUCCAUGAACUCAUGAGGAUGACUCAUUGCUCAACUUGUGAUGGUCACCAGGGAGUGCGCCCUUGCCUGCCAUAUUGCAGGGAUGUGAUCAACCUCUGUCUGGCCCACCACCAGCCACUUAUUACCUACUGGAUUGCUUUUGUUGAUGCAAUGGUCGAUGUUGGUGAGAGACUAGAAAACCCAUUUAAUAUUGAAAAUGUUGUAGAACCUGUCAACUUUAAGGUGUCAGAUGCCAUAAUGAACUUCCAGGAGGCUGGCCAUGAUAUAUCCAAUAAGGUGUUUCAGGGCUGUGGAUCACCACGACUUGGACGGCGCAAAAGAGCAGCUGUGGGACGUGGAGAAUUGUCUCAGGAAUUUUUAGACUUUAGUGGAGGCAAACGGGAAGAAAAGAGAGAAAGUGAAAACUUCUCUAUUAGCCGGCAUGUUCAUGAGAUCAAGACCAAGAUCAAGAAUGCACACGACUUCUGGGAUGAAUUGCCGACCAAGAUGUGUAAAGAUGCUGUCCACCAGAGUGCUACCAGCUGCUGGACUGGCACUAAACUUGGCAAGUACGAAAUGAAGAAUAUGAAUGUCACAGAGCCAUACCAUAGCUCAGACAUGGACGAGCAAAUUAUGCGACUGAAGGUGAUAACAAGCAAGUUGAAGGAGGCUUACCAUGGUCGUAAUGUGUCAUGGAUUGAUGAUGAGUCCUGGUUAGGUAGUGGUAACAAGCAAGAUGAUGAUAACGACUCUGAAGAUGAAGGCAGUGGCAGUGGUUGGCAUUCUUCGGGUCACUAUCCCCCUGAUGAUGAAGAUGCCUAUCCUGGCUCUGGUGGUGGAUUUGAUUAUGAAAAUUAUAACAGGGAAGGAUCAGGUUUCAAGAGGACGCAUGUGACCAAUGUUGGAAACAGGCCAUCUCCAUUUGAUCCCUAUAAACCAGCUAAACCACACACACCUCCAAACCAUAACAUUCCUUCAGGUGUGCCUGACCAGCCUCCCUCUGCUGCUGCCAAAGAAACCAUGUCUCUCUCCCGUGCCAUCACCAUCUACAUGCUGCCAGCCUUCAUAAUGUUUCUUGGGUCUCUGGCCUAAGAGUGUCUCCAUUUUGUAGCUCAAACCCUGGUGAAGGUGAAACCAGGAUGAAUCAGGGAGUGGUGUGGAACAGACUAAAAGCACCAUCAGGAAUUAUUGAUGUUAUGUGCAUGUGGUCCUUGCUGUCUGUGGCUGCAGUGAUGCAGUUUGACAGUAAUGGGGACAAGGUCACCACAAGUUUCACAGUGUCACAAAGUAUGUGUAAAGAUUACUGACUAAUCACAGUGACAAGAAAAAGCCAAUUUUUAUAUCAAGACUGUUUGCUUAGUCAUGAGGCCAAGAAUAUAAGUUACAUGAUAUGAGUCAUAUCAGAAUAAGAAAUGAGUAAUAGCAAAUAUAGAAACAAUCAGACAUCUCAGUCAAGGGAGGGAAGUUACAUCCACCAACUCUCAGAGUUGUGUAAUAAAGUGGAGGAAGUGCAUAGUGAAGGUAAGAAUGCAGUUGACAUUUAUACUUCUUGAGGAUAAUGAAGAGCAUCCUCAUCCUGGUGUGCACCGAUUCACUUGAGCAUGUUUUGUGUUUUGAAAAGUUUGAAACUGAUCAUAAUAUAUACAAAACUGAAGGAUUAUAGUUCUUAUGAAUCUAUCCUUGACUGGUGUCCCUUCCAUGCAAAAAUUAUUGUGCCAUGAGUCUGGACCUAUGUUGCAUUACUCUGUUUUAUUUAUUAAUGUACAGUAGUUUAUAUUGAAGCUUUUUAAAUCUAUGAGUAAUCAUUCUGUUUAUCACUUUUACUUUAAUAAUACUGCAAAUUAGUGUAAUUUUCAUUAUAUUGAUCUGCAGCUUUAUACAAGUCCUUUUUUUGUGUAUUAUGGCCAUGAGAC